AUGGAGCAAAGCAAUCCCGCAGAAGAGCAAUGUCUUAUCGACCCAAAUCCCGAUGUGGUCGGAGUAGGGAUCCGCGCGUCGUUAUACGUGCUCGCGCUCUCAUACCACAUCUUCAGCUACGUCUUCAACUCAGCCGAGCUCUCUGGCGCUAUUGAAUCAUCCCUCGGCGUCACCGGCCUUGCCCUUUUCCUGACCGCUGUCAUCACGACCGCCACCCAGUCACUCGGGCUCUUCCACGCCCUGUGCGUAUUCCACCUGCUUGGCAUCGUGGGCCUUUCCGCCCAUCCUCGUGGGCGAUACCCAGGGGGAGUGGUGCGGAGGGUUGUCUUCAUGGCGUUCUACGUGGUGGUCAUGACGGGAUCCUUGGCAUAUCUGAUCUAUGUUUUUGCGACCGCGCCGACAUUUGGUGAUCAGGCCGAGUGCAACAACACCACGGUGUAUGUGCUCUUUGGGGUGAAUAUCCCCGCAACAAGUCCUGGUCUGCGCUGGACGCUGGUGGCUGCGCUUUCUCUUUUGCUGCUGGGUUUCGGCUGCUGGCUGCUUUUCGUUGGCUGCAUAGCUGUUGAUGCGAUGUUUGGUCGCAAGGUACCCCACGAUGUGUUUGGAGCGCAGGAUGUGAAUCUAGGGAACAACAAGAGCAAACCGCCGCUGUAUCAACUUAUCAGCUAUUUGGCCGGUACCAUAUACCUGAUUGUGAUGCUCGAGUUGACUAUCCAGCGGAACGCGCUGGCUCCAGGUCUUGAGGAGUGGAGUUUUGGUCAGAUUCUCGCCAUGACCAUGCUGAUAGGGCCGCUGAUCGAGCUUGCUUCACUUCUGUUGGGGAAGAUUGAUGGUGUUCAUGAUCACGACUUGGUUCUGGCGUCUGGAAGGUGA
Molecule: messenger RNA, 873 nt
Organism: Podospora anserina S mat+
Lineage: Eukaryota; Fungi; Ascomycota; Sordariomycetes; Sordariales; Podosporaceae
Exons: 2
Coding region: 1-873 (290 amino acids)
Source: RefSeq, a predicted model, not a curated record